Oncorhynchus mykiss (rainbow trout) is the source of this 7930-nucleotide messenger RNA. RefSeq names its product spectrin alpha chain, non-erythrocytic 1. Gene Ontology annotation, molecular function: calcium ion binding; protein binding. Lineage: Eukaryota; Metazoa; Chordata; Actinopteri; Salmoniformes; Salmonidae. The record is from RefSeq and is a predicted model, not a curated record.
CAUUCGGUGCUGCGGUGCAUGAUGUCACUAGCGACAUCCCAAACAGCUCACUCUACAGCCCAGAACAGCUCGACGCCCGUCGACAGCUAUUUUAUUCCGGGAGGUUUCCAAACAUUUUUGAUCCGGUUUUAGAAAGCUACCUGCAAAGUAGAGAGAAUGGAUACCAGUGGGGUGAAAGUGCUGGAGUCUGCUGAUGACAUCCAGGAGCGCCGGCAGCAGGUGUUGGACCGCUACCGGCGCUUCAAGGAGCUGUCGGGCGUGCGACGGCAGAAGCUGGAGGACUCGUACCGCUUCCAGUUCUUCCGCCGCGAUGCUGACGAGCUGGAGAAGUGGAUCCAGGAGAAGCUGCAGAUUGCCUCUGAUGAGAACUACAAGGACCCUACCAACCUCCAGGGCAAGCUCCAGAAACAUCAGGCCUUUGAGGCGGAGGUGCAGGCCAACGCUGGAGCCAUCAUUAAGCUAGACGAGACUGGCAACCUUAUGAUCUCCGAAGGCCACUUUGCCUCCGAAACCAUCCGCACUCGUCUGGAGGAGCUUCACCGUCUUUGGGACAUGCUGCUGCAGAAGACCAAGGAGAAGGGUGUCCGUCUACUUCAGGCCCAGAAGCUAGUGCAGUACCUGCGCGAGUGUGAGGAUGCCCUGGACUGGAUCAGUGACAAGGAGGCCAUGGCCACCUCUGAGGAGCUGGGCCAGGACCUGGAGCACGUAGAGGUGCUACAGAAGAAGUUUGAGGAGUUCCAGACGGACCUGGCAGCCCACGAGGAGCGUGUGAACGAGGUGAACCAGCUGGCGGGCAAGUUGAGCCAGGAGUCCCACCCCGAGGCGGAGCUCAUCGUUCGCAAGCAGGAGGAGGUGAACGCCGCCUGGCAGAGGCUCAAGGGCCUGGCGCAGCAGAGGCAGGGCAGGCUGUUCGGAGCCGCCGAGGUGCAGAGAUUUAACAGGGAUGUGGACGAGACCAUUAGCUGGAUCAAGGAGAAGGAGCAGCUCAUGGCAUCCGAUGACUUUGGCCGGGACCUGGCCAGCGUUCAGGCUCUGCUGCGCAAGCAUGAGGGCCUGGAGAGAGACCUGGCUGCCCUCGAGGACAAGGUCAACACUCUGGGCGGAGAGGCUGAACGUCUGCAGCAGACCCACCCCCAGAACGCCUCCCAGAUCCACCUGAAGAGGGAUGAGCUCAUCACCAACUGGGAGCAGAUCCGCACGCUGGCCGCCGAGCGCCACGCCCGCCUCAACGACUCCUACAGGCUGCAGCGCUACACUUCAGACUUCCGUGACCUGACCAGCUGGGUGACGGAGAUGAAGGCCCUGAUCAACGCUGAUGAGCUGGCCAACGACGUGGCUGGAGCUGAGGCUCUCCUCGACCGCCACCAGGAACACAAGGGUGAGAUUGACGCCCAUGAGGACAGCUUCAAAGCCACGGACGAGGCUGGCAAGGCUCUGCUCAACACUGGACACUACGCCUCAGAGGAGGUCAAGGAGAAGCUGGGUGUACUGACUGAGGAGAAGGAGUCUCUGUUGGAGCUGUGGGAGGUGCGCAGGCAGCAGUACGAGCAGUGCAUGGACCUGCAGCUCUUCUACAGGGACACGGAGCAGGUCGACAACUGGAUGAGCAAGCAAGAGGCGUUCCUUCUGAACGAGGAUCUUGGUGACUCUCUGGACAGCGUGGAGGCCCUGCUGAAGAAACACGAGGACUUUGAGAAGUCCCUCAGCGCCCAGGAGGAGAAGAUCACUGCCCUGGAUGAAUUUGCCACCAAACUGAUCCAGAACAACCACUACGCCAAGGAGGAUGUGGCCACUCGUAGAGAUGCUCUGCUGAGCCGCCGUAACGCCCUGCAUGAGCGUGCCCAGUCCCGCCGCGCCGCCCUGGAGGACUCCUUCCACUUGCAGCAGUUCUCCCGCGACUCGGACGAGCUCAAGAGCUGGAUCAAUGAGAAGAUGAAGACGGCCACCGACGAAGCCUACAAGGAUCCGUCCAACUUGCAGGGCAAGGUCCAGAAGCACCAGGCCUUCGAGGCGGAGCUGUCAGCCAACCAGAGCCGCAUCGACGCGCUGCAGAAGUCUGGACAGGAGCUCCUGGACGGCAAGCACUACGCCGCCGACGAAGUGUCGGUCCGCAUGGAUGAGGUCAGCUCCCAGUGGAAGAAGCUGCUGGAGGCCACUGAGCUCAAAGGCAUCAAGCUGCGUGAGGCUAACCAGCAGCAGCAGUUCAACAGGAAUGUGGAGGACAUUGAGCUGUGGCUUUACGAGGUGGAGGGCCACCUGGCCUCCGACGACUACGGCAAGGACCUGACCAGCGUCCAGAACCUGCAGAAGAAACAUGCCCUGCUGGAGGCCGAUGUGGCCGCACACCAGGACCGCAUUGACGGCAUCACCAUCCAGGCGCGUCAGUUCCAGGAGGCGGGCCACUUUGACGCCGACAACAUCAAGCGCAAGCAGGAGGCGCUGAUGGCGCGCUACGACGCCCUUCGCGACCCCAUGGCUGCCCGCAAGCAGAAGCUAUCGGACUCGCUGCGGCUGCAGCAGCUCUUCAGGGAUGUGGAGGACGAGGAGACCUGGAUCCGGGAGAAGGAGCCCAUCGCCGCCUCCACCAACCGGGGCAAAGACUUGAUUGGCGUUCAGAACUUGCUGAAGAAGCACCAGGCCCUGCAAGCGGAGAUCGCCGGCCACGAACCCCGCAUCAAGGCUGUCACCCAGAAGGGAGAGGCCAUGGUGGAGGAAGGUCACUUUGCCGGAGAGGAGGUGAAGGUGAAGCUGGAGGAGCUGAACGGCCGCUGGGACACCCUGAAGGGCAAGGCCGGGCAGCGCAGGCAGGACCUGGAGGAUUCGCUGCAGGCCCAGCAGUACUUUGCCGACGCCAACGAGGCAGAGUCCUGGAUGAGGGAGAAGGAGCCCAUUGUGGGCAGCCCCGACUACGGCAAGGACGAGGACUCUGCUGAGGCCCUGCUGAAGAAGCACGAAGCCCUGAUGUCUGAUCUGAGUGCCUAUGGAAGCAGCAUCCAGGCUCUGAAGGAGCAGGCCCAAACCUGUAGGCAACAAGUGGCUCCCACCGAUGAUGAGACAGGUAAAGAGCUGGUGCUGGCCCUCUAUGACUACCAGGAGAAGAGCCCCCGCGAGGUCACCAUGAAGAAGGGAGACAUCCUCACCCUGCUCAACAGCACUAACAAGGACUGGUGGAAGGUGGAGGUGAAUGACCGCCAGGGUUUUGUUCCGGCAGCCUACGUCAAGAAGCUGGAUCCCACCCAGUCCUCUUCCAGAGAGAACUUGCUGGAUGAGCAGGGCAGCAUCGGCCUGCGCCAGGAUCAGAUUGAGAACCAGCCGUUGGCCAAGGAGGCGUGCAGUGUGUCUGUACGCAUGAAGCAGGUGGAGGAACUGUACGGAACUCUCCAGGAGCUAGGCGAGAAGCGCAAGGACAUGCUGGAGAAGAGCUGUAAGAAGUUCAUGCUGUUCCGCGAGGCCAACGAACUACAGCAGUGGAUUAACGAGAAGGAGGGAGCCCUCACCAAUGAGGAGGUGGGCUCCGACCUGGAGCAGGUGGAGGUGCUGCAGAAGAAGUUUGACGACUUCCAGAAGGACCUGAAGGCCAAUGAGUCUCGUCUGAGGGACAUCAACAAGGUGGCGUCUGAGCUGGAGUCUGAGGGCCUGAUGGCCGAGGAGGCAACCAUGGUCCAAGCUCAGGAACAAGUGAUGCUGGGAUCUGCUCCUGGCCAGGAUGAGGCUGAUAACAAGAAUGCCUCUCCAUGGAAGAAUGUACGCUUGGCUGUUCAAACGACGGCUAACUUUAAUACUAUCAAGGAGCUGAACAACCGCUGGAGAUCCCUGCAGCAGCUGGCUGAGGAGAGGAGCAACAUGCUGGGCAGUGCCCACGAAGUGCAGAGGUUCCACAGGGAUGCGGAUGAGACCAAGGAGUGGAUUGAGGAGAAGAACCAAGCGUUGAACACAGACAACUAUGGCCACGACCUGGCCAGCGUUCAGGCCCUUCAGCGCAAACACGAGGGCUUUGAGAGAGACCUGGCUGCCCUGGGAGAUAAGGUGAACUCCCUGGGGGAGACAGCGGAGCGUCUGAUCCAGUCCCACCCGGAGGCAGUGGACGACAUCCAGGAGAAGUGCACAGAGCUCAAUACGGCCUGGAGCAGUCUGGUAGGGCGCGCCGACCAGCGAAAGGAUAAGCUAGGCAACUCCCACGACCUGCAGCGCUUCCUCUCCGACUUCAGGGACCUCAUGUCCUGGAUCAACGGCAUCCGAGGCCUGGUGUCCUCAGAAGAGCUGGCCAAGGACGUGACCGGGGCUGAGGCCCUGCUAGAGAGACACCAGGAGCACCGUACUGAGAUCGACGCCCGUGCGGGCACCUUCCAGGCCUUUGAGCAGUUUGGCCAGCAGCUGUUGGCGCGCGGCCACUAUGCCAGUCCUGAGAUCCAGCAGAAGCUGGAGGCCUUGGACCACGAGAGGGCAGACCUGGAGAAGGCCUGGGUGCAGAGACGAAUGAUGCUCGACCAGUGCCUGGAGCUCCAGCUGUUCAACCGUGACUGUGAACAGGCUGAGAACUGGAUGGCGGCUCGCGAGGCCUUCCUGGCCAGCGACGACAAGGGUGACUCCCUGGACAGCGUGGAGGCUCUCAUCAAGAAACACGAGGACUUUGACAAGGCCAUCAACGUACAGGAGGAGAAAAUCGCUGCUCUGCAGUCCUUUGCAGACCAGCUGGUUGGCGCUGAUCAUUAUGCCAAACCAGAGAUAUUCAACCGUCGCAAUGAAGUCCUGGACAGGUGGCGCCGUCUGAAGGCUCAGAUGAUUGAGAAGCGCUCCAAGCUGGGCGAGUCCCAGACGCUGCAGCAGUUCAGCCGCGACGUGGACGAGAUAGAGGCCUGGAUCAGCGAGAAGCUGCAGACAGCUACAGACGAGUCCUAUAAGGACCCCACCAACAUCCAGCUGUCGAAGCUGCUGAGUAAGCACCAGAAGCACCAGGCCUUCGAGGCGGAGUUGCAUGCCAACGCAGACCGCAUCCGUGGGGUUAUCGACACUGGCAACGCCCUCAUCCAUAGAGGGGCCUGCUCCGGCAGUGAGGAUGCGGUUCAGUCACGUCUGGGUGCUCUGGACGAGCAGUGGCAGUUCCUGGUGAACAAGUCGGCAGAGAAGAGCCAGAAGCUGAAAGAAGCCAACAAGCAGCAGAACUUCAACACUGGCAUUAAGGACUUUGACUUCUGGCUCUCUGAGGUCGAGGCCCUUCUUGCCUCUGAGGAUUAUGGCAAAGACCUGGCCUCCGUCAACAACCUGCUGAAGAAACAUCAGCUUCUGGAAGCCGACAUCUCUGCUCAUGAGGAUCGUCUGAAGGACCUGAACGGCCAGGCUGACAGCCUGACGGCCAGCACGGCCUUCGACCCCACCCAGGUUAAGGACAAGCGCGACGCUGUCAAUGGACGCUUCACCAAGAUCAAGAGCAUGGCCACUGGCCGCCGUGCAAAGCUCAACGAGUCGCACCGCCUACACCAGUUCUUCAGGGACCUGGACGACGAGGAGUCUUGGAUCAAAGAAAAGAAAUUGCUAGUGAGUUCGGAGGACUAUGGACGUGAUUUGACUGGAGUGCAGAAUCUGAGGAAGAAACACAAGAGGCUGGAGGCUGAGUUGGGGGCCCAUGAGCCGGCCAUCCAGUCUGUGCAGGACACAGGGAAGAAGCUGUCCGAUGACAACACCAUCGGCCAGGAUGAGAUUGAGCAGAGGCUGGCCCAGUUUGAGGAGCACUGGAUGGAGCUGAAGGACCUGGCUGCAGCCAGGGGACAGAGGCUGGAGGAGUCGCUGGAGUACCAGCAGUUUGUUGCGAAUGUUGAAGAGGAGGAAGCCUGGAUUAACGAGAAGCUGAACCUGGUGGGAAGUGAAGACUACGGGGAUACCCUGGCUGCUGUGCAGGGCCUGUUGAAGAAGCAUGAGGCGUUUGAGACUGACUUCUCUGUGCACAGGGACAGAGUGAAUGACGUGUGUUCCAACGGAGACGAGCUCAUCAAGAAGAACAACCACCACGUGGACAGCAUCUCAGCCAAGAUGGCGUCCCUGCGGGGCAAGGUGUCUGAGCUGGAGAGGGCCGCUGCCAUGAGAAAAGCCAAGCUGGAUGAGAACUCUGCCUUCUUGCAGUUCAACUGGAAGGCUGACGUGGUGGAGUCCUGGAUCGGUGAGAAGGAGAACAGCCUGAAGACGGAUGAGUACGGACGAGAUCUCUCCUCUGUGCAGACCUUGCUCACUAAGCAGGAGACGUUUGACGCAGGGCUGCAGGCCUUCCAGCAGGAGGGUAUCACCAACAUCACAGCCCUCAAGGACCAGCUGCUGGCGGCCAAGCACGUCCAGUCCAAGGCCAUCGAGACGCGCCACGCUGCCCUCAUGAAGCGCUGGAACCAGCUUCUCGACAACUCGCAGGCCCGCAAGAAGAAACUGCUGGAGGCCCAGGAGCACUUCAGGAAGGUGGAAGACCUAUUCCUGACCUUUGCCAAGAAGGCUUCGGCCUUCAAUAGCUGGUUUGAGAAUGCUGAGGAGGACUUGACAGAUCCGGUGCGCUGCAACUCGCUGGAGGAGAUCCGGGCGCUGCGCGACGCCCACGAGGCCUUCCGCUCAUCGCUGAGCUCGGCGCAGGCCGACUUCAACCAGCUGGCCGAGCUGGACCGGCAGAUCAAGAGCUACCAGGUGGUGUCCAACCCCUACACCUGGUUCACCAUGGAGGCCCUGGAAGAGACCUGGAGGAACCUGCAGAAGAUCAUCAAGGAACGAGAGCUGGAGCUGCAGAAGGAGCAGAGGCGGCAGGAGGAGAAUGACAAGCUGCGGCAGGAGUUUGCGCAGCACGCCAAUGCAUUCCACCAGUGGCUGCAGGAGACCAGGACAUAUCUUCUGGAUGGCAUAGCUUAUCGACGGGUUGUCCGUGUCAUUCAAUAUGAAGUCGGUGAUGAUCUUUCCCGAAGGUCCUGCAUGGUAGAAGAAUCCGGAACCUUGGAAUCACAACUUGAGGCAACCAAGCGCAAGCACCAGGAGAUCCGGGCAAUGCGUAGCCAGCUGAAGAAGAUUGAGGACCUGGGCGCGGCCAUGGAGGAGGCUCUGAUCCUGGACAACAAGUACACAGAACACAGCACGGUGGGCCUGGCCCAGCAGUGGGACCAGCUAGACCAACUGGGCAUGAGGAUGCAGCACAACCUGGAGCAGCAGAUCCAGGCCAGGAACACCACUGGAGUGACAGAGGAUGCCCUGAAGGAGUUCAGCAUGAUGUUCAAGCACUUUGACAAAGAGAAGUCUGGCCGUCUGAACCACCAGGAGUUCAAGUCGUGUCUGCGCUCACUGGGUUACGACCUGCCCAUGGUGGAGGAGGGAGAGCCAGACCCAGAGUUUGAGUCCAUCCUCGACACUGUCGACCCCAACAGGGAUGGCAACGUGUCCUUGCAGGAGUACAUGGCCUUCAUGAUCAGCCGCGAGACAGAGAACGUCAAGUCCAGCGAGGAGAUUGAGAGCGCCUUCCGAGCCCUCAGCGUCGAUGCCAAGCCCUACGUUACCAAGGAGGAGCUCUACCAGAAUCUGUCCAAGGAACAGGCAGACUACUGCAUCUCGCACAUGAAGCCCUACCUAGACAGCAAGGGCCGGGAAAUGCCCUCGGCCUUCGACUUUGUCGAAUUCACCCGCUCACUUUUUGUCAACUGAUCCCUUGCCUGCCAGUGACCAAUCGGGAUGCGUUUGUCACGCACACAUGCUGAAACUGCAUGAGUCUGACACUAGAAUACUCCAUAGUUAUCAGUACCUAUAUAUAUCUCACUCUUUGUGCUUCACUGUCAAUAGCCUAGUGUUUGCAUUUGAAUGUUUUAGCUGUUUUAGUGCUUUCGCUGGAUUUAAGAACCUAUAGAUAUGGUAUGCUGUAACAUCACAAUAAGGACUGCGGUGUGCUUUAAUAAACGCUACUGGUUAGAAGUGGAAA